AUGGAACUAAAUGUAGGCCAUAUUGUUUGGGCUAGACAGAAUAAAGAUAAUAUUUAUUGGCCUGCAAAAAUUGCAAUGAAAUCAAAUAGUACGAAUGAUUUAUGGUCAACUGAAUUGUUUGAUAAUUUUCAACAACAAUCCACUUAUCUUAUCGAACUUUUUAUCACGAAUCAAUCAUUUUGGACAACAGAUAUUUUACAAUAUAGUCAAUAUCGUGAAUCAAUGGCAAAUCAUUCAUUUAUUAAUUAUGGUCUUCAUCCAGCAAUGAAACAAGACUUUUUAAAUGCUGUUUAUCAAGCCGAUUAUGCCAUUAGCAAUGAAAUGUAUACGCAUAAUAAUUAUAUAACACCAAGGCCUACUACUAUGCCACACCAGUCACAAAGUUUCUUGUCUACCUUUGAAGAUAAUACCGAUAACAAUAGUCUCUUGAUGACAAGUCCAGAAAUAACAUCAAAUACAGGAUACUAUGAUUCAUCCUACCAACCAUCAAUGGAUUGGACGAAUCAAUCGCUAGAUAAAUUAAUAACAAAUAAUAGUAACACUGCUCAAAUAUUAACUACAACUAAUGAUUGGUAUGAACAACAAGGUUUAUUUGUUGAAUCAAUAACACCACCUAUAUCUUCUGAAAACGAUAGUCAACUUGAAUUGAUACCAUCAGCAAAUAAUUAUCAAAAAGAAAAUUCUAUCAUAAUAAUUACAUCGAAAAUCUAUUCAAAUUCUUCAUUUAUUUCUCAUCUUUUCAAUUGCCUAUCGAACGUUUUUCAACCUUCAAUAAUCUACAUUGAAGAUAUAAUUCAUUAUCAGCAUCCACAUACAGUCAAUAUUACUUAUCUAAUUUCUUUCGAUUAUUUCAAUUCAACCAUUCAACAAACAUUGAAUUCAACGAUUCUUAAUAAUCUGAGUGCACAUAUUAAUUAUUUAUUUCUUAUUAUUAAUUCGCCAUCGUAUGAUCUCAUUCGGCAUUUCUAUUCAACAAUAACAGAUACACGAAGUAUUGUUAUUCUUCAGUAUCAUACAACGUUUGACAAUGAACCCCUAUUAUUAUGUUCAGGAAAUCGAACAACAUUUGACAAGAUUCAAUCGUCAUUUUUGAAGUAUUUAUGCACAAAAAUCAAAUAUAUAGAAUCAAGUGAAAAUGAAAAUGAACAAUUAUUUUCGGCUUAUUGUAUAUCAUCAAUAAUUCAAUCGACAAAUAUUCUUAAUAAUUUUAUCAAUGAAAAAUUUCAAGAAACAUUAAAUGGAGAAUUUGAAUCAGAUUUUCUCAACAAUAAUCAAUCUGUUAUUAAUGAAUUAUUUCCUCGGGUUUCAACUAGUAAACCAACCAAUAAUAAUAAUAAUAAUAAUAAUAAUUUACUUGAAUUAAUCCAUAAUUCAAAUGAAGAUAUAGUAACAAAUAAAUCCAAGCAAGCAAUAGUAAUGAAUGGUUUAUUUCAAAAUCGUGCUAUUAAAACACGUAUACCUCCAACUAUAUGUGAAUAUUAUGUACAAAAUAUUCUACAUGAAAAAAAAUAA
This is a messenger RNA of Rotaria socialis, 1512 nucleotides long. The record is from the annotation of a GenBank genome assembly. NCBI's taxonomy places the organism in Eukaryota, Metazoa, Rotifera, Eurotatoria, Philodinida, Philodinidae.